Yamadazyma jaroonii is the source of this 879-nucleotide messenger RNA. Lineage: Eukaryota; Fungi; Ascomycota; Pichiomycetes; Serinales; Debaryomycetaceae. The record is from the annotation of a GenBank genome assembly.
AUGGCUAAACGAGAAGACCAUUUGAAACAAGGGGCUAACGUAUCACCCUUGGAGUCAGCUAUUGCUGGAUCGUUUUCUGGAGCAAUAUCAAGAGCUAUUACUGCUCCUUUAGAUACCAUAAAGAUACGGUUACAAUUACAGACAUCUGAUUAUAAGGCAUAUCAAGGAGUUAACUCAACCGUUAAAAGCAUCUUGAGAAAUGAAGGAAUCUAUGGAUUCUGGAAAGGAAAUGUCCCAGCUGAGAUCAUGUAUAUAUUGUAUGGAGCUGUACAGUUCACAUCUUAUUCAGUUUUGAACAAACUUCUUAGUGAAUUGGAAGAAAAACGUCAGUUCAAAUUGAACCGAUCCCUCCAUUCAUUGAUCAUUGGGAGUGGUGCAGGUAUUUCCAGUACAUUGGUAACUUAUCCAUUUGAUCUCUUGAGAACUAGAUUAGCAGCCAAUACUCAUGGAUUCCUUUCUUUAGCUCCCACUAUCAAAAACAUUUAUCACCAAGACGGCUUACGGGGGUUUUUUAUAGGGAUGAACCCAGCUAUAUUAUCAGUGGCUUCCACAACAGGAUUAAUGUUCUGGAGUUAUGACAUCGCUAGAACUUAUAGUACAAAAUAUCAGAAUAUCCCAUUCAUCGAAGGAGUUUGUGGGUUUUUCGCCGGGGCUACUGCUAAAGGUAUAACCUUCCCCUUAGAUACUCUUAGGAAACGAGUACAGAUGAAAAAACAUAACACAACAUCAUUGAUUUCCAACACCACGACAAUUCUUAGAAAUGAAGGAUUGUUCGGUCUUUAUAAAGGUUUUGGUAUCAGUGUGUUGAAAACUGCACCUACAAGUGCCAUAUCAUUAUUCAUAUAUGAAUAUUCCAUCACUAAAUUACGUACCUUUUGA